AUGAGGAAAGAGCCUGAGGAAUUGAGAGCUCUCAUAAGGAAGUCUAUUUGGGAGCUAGUGGAGUUACCAGAAGGAAAGAAAACAGUUGCUUGCAACUUGCAAAUAUGUAGGGCAAAGAAAAUUGAAACGGAUCCACUGUGGGGUCAAUGGGGUCGCUCGACCUUGUGGAAGAUGGAUAUAUGGAUGGAAGGUCCCUCCGACAACCCCUUGGAAGCUUGUUAG
This is a messenger RNA of Prunus armeniaca (apricot), 222 nucleotides long. The record is from the annotation of a GenBank genome assembly. NCBI's taxonomy places the organism in Eukaryota, Viridiplantae, Streptophyta, Magnoliopsida, Rosales, Rosaceae.